Coccomyxa subellipsoidea C-169 is the source of this 1723-nucleotide messenger RNA. RefSeq names its product AMPKBI-domain-containing protein. The transcript has 6 exons. Lineage: Eukaryota; Viridiplantae; Chlorophyta; Trebouxiophyceae; Coccomyxaceae. The record is from RefSeq and is a predicted model, not a curated record. The coding region runs from base 290 to 1135 and encodes 281 amino acids. Gene Ontology annotation, molecular function: protein binding.
AGACGGACAAGCGCGUUGGCAACUAUCUUUGUGAAGUUCGCUGCUGUUGCUGCCCCAUUCCCUAAAGCAUCAUUUCUCAUUGCAAAGGUCGGAGAAUCCUGACGCAGAUCUUUAUAGUACUCAGCAAGCUCCGUCUUCUAUCCACAGUCAUCAUCUGUAAUACUUAUUAAAUUUCCAUAAACAGAAAGCCGGGGGGACGUAUGAGGUUUCUACUAGCAAUCUUGUAAUGCUGAGAUGACAGUCUCAAGAGAUGGAGCAAUGACCACCUGUCACUAAAAGCCAGAAAGGCAUGGGCAACACUCAUGCAAAGCGUGCCGCUGGUGACGAUGGGGUCAGUGAGGAUGGCAGCUUUGGCCCUGGAUCUCCGCCACCUAGCCCUGGACCAGGAUCUCCUCUCACAUACAGCCCGCAGAUGGCGAUGGACCCCAUGCCCAUGGCGGAGACUGUGCAGCUGGUGAGGGACCACGCAGCAGAGUUCCACGGCGUCGCUGCGUGGCCGGCGCAGCCCAAGCUGGUGCCCACUGUCAUCGUAUGGAGCCACGGGGGCGAGCAUGUGGAGGUGGAGGGGUCGUUUGACAACUGGGGAGUGCGGCACACGAUGCAGAAGUCCGGCAAGGACUUCACCAUCAUCAAGUUGCUGCCUCCCGGCGUCUACCAGUACAAGUUCAUAGUGGAUGGGGAGUGGAAGUAUGCGCCGGACCAGCCGGCGAUGCAUGACGAGCGGGGCAUCAUCAACAACGUGGUUGAGGUCCAGGAGUACGUGCCAGACCACCUCGAUUCCCUCAUCGGCUUCGAGCCGCCGCCCUCGCCCCCCGAGAGCUACGACAACCCACGCCAGGUGGCGGAGGACUUCGCGAAGGACCCCCCGGCGAUGCCGCCGCACCUGCAGCUGACGUUGCUCAACGUUCCCUCCUCCGAGGAGCAGGAGUCGCUGCCGCGGCCGCAGCACGUGAUCCUGAACCACCUCUACUGCCAGCGCAACAGCCGAUCCAUCAACGCGACCGUGGUUGGCACGACGCACCGCUACAAGAGCAAGUACGUGACCACGGUCAUGUACAAGCCCAAACGGCGGCGGGGCUCCUCCGCGCAUCGCAGCGCUGACACCGGCGGCGACCACGCCAUGUCCGGCGCCUGAUGAGUGGCCAAUUUCGUGCUACACCUGCGUGUGCACGUAUGCCAGCCUGGCCGCCAUGCUUGGCCAGCUUCAAGGGGGGGUCCUCCACUUGUGGUGCAAUCUUCAUUGGAGACCCGAGUGCACACGCCCCGCCGCUGUGAAUAAGGUGAUGAUAAUGAUGUUGGGAAGCCUUCAGUUUAUAUCGCUGGGGGGUUAAUCUACUGCCUCAGAAGGUUGAGCAGUGAUGAAUAAGUGAUGCAUUCUGGAGGUGUGAGGACCCAUACACUUGGAGCAUGAGGCUUAGUGCAUGCCGACAAGUGUGCGGCAGCCGGAAGCACCCCAUGCAAAAUGCUGUCAGUGAGAGUUACGACACGGUUGUGCGGAGCUGACAGAGCAAUGAUGGGACGUCACGUCUCAGACGUGCUGUUCAAGUGCAAGCUGUUCCGUGUGGCAUUUGAAAAAGAACAUUUGAGCAUGAUGGUGACAGAAUGUACUCUAGUCUGUGCAAUGUCCAGCUGUGUAAUUGCAAUUUGCAGCUGUCGAAACAAGUCGGUCUUGGAUAAGCAUCCCUCGCUCUCAUAAGGGUGUAAUGUAAGGGUGAGCAAGUGC